AUGAACGCAAUUCAAGGCACUCACCAGGAGGGCGAGUACAAUACUCCAACCCAGCACGAUCACUAUGGCGCUUUCCAGACUGAUAUCUAUAAGAAGGGAAUGUAUGACAACGUCGUUCCUAGUGUCACUACCAACCCCAAUAAGCUCGAGCAACAAGCAAAGGAGAGCAUGACCAGCAGAGGUUAUAACUACGUUGGUGGAGGUGCUGGUGAAGGAGCUACCAUGGACGCAAACCGCCUGGCCUUCAGGACCUGGAAGAUGAUCCCUCGUAUGCUUCGUGACACAACCCACCGAAGUCUUAAGACGACAAUUCUAGGCAAGGAGUAUCCGACACCUUGCCUGAUAGCUCCCAUUGGUGUUCAGCAAAUCUUUCACGAAGACAAGGAGGUUGGAGUCGCUGAGAUUGCUACUGAACUCGGCGUUCCUUACAUCCUUUCAAGUGCAUCUUCAUCCUCGAUUGAGGAGGUUGCUAAAGCCAACGGUGAUGGCCACAGAUGGUUCCAGCUUUACUGGCCUCACGACGAAGCUAUCACUGAGAGUAUGCUCAAAAGAGCCAAGGAAUCUGGUUACGAAGUCCUGGUCGUUACUCUGGACACCUGGUCCCUGAGUUGGAGACCGCAAGAUCUUGAUUCGGCCUAUGUACCAUUUAUGAAGGGGAUUGGAGAUGCCAUUGGAUUUUCUGACCCUGUUUUCCGUAAGCAGUUUAAGGAAAAGCACGGUCAAGAGGUCGAAGACAACAUCCACGACGCCUCGCUGGAAUGGCAAGGCAAGGUAUUCCCUGGUGCUGCUCAUACCUGGGACGAGGUCCAGCAUCUGAAAGACAACUGGGACGGACCUAUCGUCCUCAAGGGUAUCCAACACCCCGAGGAUGCCAGGAGAGCGGUUGAAGUCGGUGUCCAAGGCAUUGUUGUCAGCAACCACGGAGGCAGACAACUAGAUGGAGCCAUUGGCAGCCUUGAGAUGUUGCCAGAAAUUGUCGAAGCAGUUGGAGACAAAAUCGAUGUCUUGUUCGACAGCGGUAUCAGAACCGGCGUUGAUAUCAUCAAGGCACUCUCUCUUGGUGCUAAGGGUGUUCUAAUCGGACGUCCUUGGGUCUACGGUCUUGGUGCCGGCGGUAAGGGAGGAGCUAAGCAAGUCCUCCAGGGCAUUCUGGCAGAUCUUGAUCAGAGUAUGGGUCUUGCUGGUAUCUCUUCGAUUGCAGAGUGUGACAGAAGCAUGCUGCGUCGCACCUUCUAUCCUGGAGACAGACACUCUAACAACUAG
This is a messenger RNA of Aureobasidium melanogenum CBS 110374, 1263 nucleotides long. RefSeq names its product FMN-dependent alpha-hydroxy acid dehydrogenase. Gene Ontology annotation, molecular function: oxidoreductase activity; FMN binding. NCBI's taxonomy places the organism in Eukaryota, Fungi, Ascomycota, Dothideomycetes, Dothideales, Saccotheciaceae. The coding region runs from base 1 to 1263 and encodes 420 amino acids. The transcript is spliced from 5 exons. The record is from RefSeq and is a predicted model, not a curated record.